AUGGAGUAUGAUUUUGGCAUGGCAAGAAUACAUCUCCAAUUUUAUAUCAAAAUUCUGUUUGUAUGGCUUACCUCUUCAACAUCAUCAGCAUCUCCAAAUUACAAUGAUAUUUACUGUCCAAACAACAAAACCUACGAACCGAACAGCACAAUAUUCAACACAAAUCUCAAUGUAGUCCUCUUCACUCUCGUCUCCAACGCUACCCAAGGUGCUGAUUCCUACUCCUCCAUCAUGGGUUUUGGAACCACAAACGCCGUCAACGGUGUUUUCCACUGCCGUGGCGACGUUUCCUCCACCACGUGUCAAGACUGUGUAACCACCGCAGCUAGAGAUAUCACACACCUUUGUCCCAACCAAACGGAAUCAAUAAUUUGGUACGACGAAUGCAUGUUGCGUUAUACUAGCCGUUACUUUAGCCCCACGGCCAGUCUUGUCCCAAGAUUGAAUUUGAAGAACAAUACAGACAUCUCUAUUUCUACCCAUGAUUUGGUUAACUAUAACCAACUGUUGUUAAGUUUUUUGGGAAGUUUGGCUACAGAAGCUUCGGAUUCUCAGACAGAGAAGAAAUUUGCAACCGGUGAAGAGAGCUUCGACUUCAGAGGCUAUUCAAAGAAGGUGGUUACAGUUUAUGGAUUGGCACAGUGUGUUCCGGGAGUGACUAAUGUUCAGUGUGAGGGGUGUUUGGUAAAUGCGUUGAGAUCUCUUGAUACAUGCUGUGAAGGGGCUAGAGCUCUGCUUGCGUGGUGUAAUAUC
Medicago truncatula (barrel medic) is the source of this 753-nucleotide messenger RNA. RefSeq names its product cysteine-rich receptor-like protein kinase 25. NCBI's taxonomy places the organism in Eukaryota, Viridiplantae, Streptophyta, Magnoliopsida, Fabales, Fabaceae. The annotation marks the transcript as partial. The record is from RefSeq and is a predicted model, not a curated record. The transcript is spliced from 2 exons.